Messenger RNA from Girardinichthys multiradiatus, 4416 nucleotides. RefSeq names its product ATP citrate lyase b (gene aclyb). Gene Ontology annotation, cellular component: cytosol. The coding region runs from base 185 to 3550 and encodes 1121 amino acids. The transcript is spliced from 30 exons. Gene Ontology annotation, molecular function: ATP citrate synthase activity. Lineage: Eukaryota; Metazoa; Chordata; Actinopteri; Cyprinodontiformes; Goodeidae. The record is from RefSeq and is a predicted model, not a curated record. Gene Ontology annotation, biological process: citrate metabolic process; acetyl-CoA biosynthetic process; fatty acid biosynthetic process.
AAUCGGUGGGCAGAUUAUGGUGCGACUAGAGGAAAGUGAGGUGGUCGGGGCUGCUAGCAGAAACUGGCUCAGGUAAAAGGCGAACUGACAGGAAAAGCUGCGUUAUUCGUGGGUUCGACUCGAAUUCAUCACUUCAGGGAGGUGUAACGUUCACUUACAAGAACCUGUUCUAUCCAGCGAUACAAUGUCUGCGAAAGCCAUAUCAGAGCAGACCGGGAAGGAGUUCUUGUACAAGUACAUCUGCUCCUCAGCUGCUGUGCAGAACCGUUUCCGCUAUGCUAAUAUAACCCCAGAGACUGAUUGGGACCGUCUCACACAGGACCACCCAUGGCUGUUGACUGAAAGGCUGGUGGUGAAGCCGGAUCAGCUGAUUAAACGGCGUGGGAAGCUGGGGCUGGUGGGCAUCGACCUGGACCUCCAGGGAGUCAAAGAAUGGCUUAAAGGUCAACUUAUGAAAGAAACCACAGUGGGAAGGGCAAAAGGCGUGUUGAGGAACUUCCUCAUUGAGCCAUUUGUUCCACACACACAGGAAGAAGAGUUUUAUGUGUGCAUCUACGCCACACGUGAGGGCGACCAAGUACUCUUUCACCACGAAGGUGGAGUGGAGGUCGGUGACGUGGACACCAAGGCCCAGAGGCUGACCGUAGCCGUGGAUGACAAACUGAGUGAUGCCCAAGUCAAAAAGCAGCUCCUCACACACGUUCCUGAUGACAAGAAAGGAGUCCUGGCAAAUUUUAUUGUGGGGCUCUUCAACUUGUAUGAGGACCUCUACUUCACCUACCUUGAGAUCAACCCCCUGGUCCUUACAAAAAAUGGAGUGUAUGUCCUCGACAUGGCAGCCAAGAUUGACGCUACAGCAGAUUUUAUUUGCAAGUCCAAGUGGGGUGAUGUGGAGUUUCCUCCACCAUUUGGCAGAGAAGCAUACCCAGAGGAAGCCUACAUCGCAGAUCUGGAUGCAAAGAGUGGUGCUAGUCUGAAGCUGACCCUGCUGAACCCACAAGGCAGGAUUUGGACCAUGGUGGCUGGAGGAGGUGCCUCAGUGGUCUACAGUGACACAAUCUGUGACUUGGGUGGUGUGGAUGAGCUGGCCAACUAUGGCGAGUACUCUGGUGCACCGAGUGAACAGCAGACCUACGACUAUGCAAAAACCAUCCUGUCUCUAAUGACUCGUGAGAAACAUCCUCAAGGAAAAGUGCUGAUAAUUGGAGGAAGCAUUGCAAACUUCACCAACGUAGCGGCCACAUUCAAGGGCAUCGUCAGGGCCAUUAAAGAUUACCAAGGUCCUCUAAAGGAGCAUGAGGUCUCCAUAUUUGUGCGCCGUGGCGGACCCAACUAUCAGGAAGGGCUAAGAGUGAUGGGGGAAGUAGGGAAGACCACAGGUAUUCCGAUUUAUGUGUUUGGAACCGAGACCCACAUGACGGCCAUUGUCGGCAUGGCUCUGGGCCAGCGGCCAAUCCCCAAUAUACCUCCAGUUGCUGCCCACACUGCCAACUUUCUCCUCAAUGCCAGCAACAGUGCAAUGACUCCAGCUACAUCAAGAACCGCUUCGUUCUCGGAACCCAAAACUUCAAAUGACGUCACCCCACCCAAAAAGUCAAAAGCAGGUCUUCCACCAGAGUCUCUUCAUUCUUUACUGUGGCCUCUGAGGAAUAUGGUCACAGGCAGUUGGAAAGAAGCUCAAACUUCUUCAGGCUGCAGUGGAGCCAAAGCAACCACGCUGUUCAGUAAACACACCAAGGCCAUUGUCUGGGGCAUGCAGACACGUGCUGUGCAGGGCAUGCUGGAUUUUGACUAUGUGUGCUCCCGAGACCAACCAUCCGUGGCUGCCAUUGUGUACCCUUUCACUGGAGAUCACAAGCAGAAGUUCUAUUGGGGCCACAAAGAGAUCCUACUGCCUGUCUACAAGAACAUGGCUGACGCCAUGAAGAAGCACCCCGAGGUAGACGUCAUGAUCAGCUUCGCUUCGCUGCGUUCAGCUUACGACAGCACACUGGAGGCCAUGCAGUACCCACAGGUUCACACCAUCGCCAUCAUAGCUGAGGGCAUCCCAGAGGCUCAGACCAGAAAGUUGAUAAAGAUUGCCGAUGAGAAAGGCGUCACUAUCAUUGGUCCUGCUACGGUUGGUGGGAUCAAGCCAGGUUGUUUUAAGAUCGGCAACACUGGCGGCAUGCUAGACAACAUCCUGGCGUCCAAACUGUACCGUCCUGGGAGCGUGGCGUAUGUGUCACGCUCUGGAGGCAUGUCCAACGAACUGAACAACAUCAUCUCGCGCACCACAGAUGGUGUUUAUGAAGGUGUAGCCAUCGGAGGAGACAGAUAUCCAGGUACUACUUUCAUGGACCAUGUCCUACGCUAUGAGGACACUCCAGGGAUUAAGAUGAUAGUAGUGCUGGGAGAGAUUGGAGGCACAGAUGAGUACAAAAUCUGCCAGGGCAUCAAAGAGGGCAGGAUCACUAAACCCGUUGUGUGCUGGUGUAUUGGAACAUGUGCCACCAUGUUUGCUUCAGAGGUUCAGUUUGGCCAUGCAGGAGCUUGUGCCAACCAGGCCUCAGAGACAGCAGUGGCCAAGAACCAGGCUCUGAGGGAGGCUGGAGCUUAUGUACCAAAGAGCUUUGAUGAGCUGGGGGAUGUUAUCAAGACUGUUUAUGACAGACUGGUGGCCGAUGGCACAAUCGUUCCUGCGCAGGAAGUUCCUCCUCCAACUGUACCCAUGGAUUAUUCCUGGGCUCGGGAGUUAGGCCUGAUCCGGAAACCAGCAUCCUUCAUGACGAGCAUUUGUGAUGAGCGAGGCCAGGAGCUCAUCUACGCCGGCAUGGCAAUCACUGAGGUCUUUAAAGAGGAGAUGGGCCUGGGAGGAGUGCUGGGCUUGCUCUGGUUCCAGCGCAGGCUGCCGCGCUACGCCUGUCAGUUCAUCGAGAUGUGCCUGAUGGUGACUGCUGAUCAUGGACCUGCUGUUUCCGGUGCUCACAACACAAUCGUCUGUGCUCGUGCUGGCAAAGACCUCAUCUCGAGCCUCACGUCUGGCCUGCUCACCAUCGGGGACCGCUUUGGAGGCGCUCUGGAUGCUGCAGCAAAGCAGUUCAGCAAGGCGUUCGACAGCGGCAUGCUGCCCAUGGAGUUUGUCAACAAGAUGAAGAAGGAUGGCAAGCUGAUCAUGGGCAUUGGGCACAGGGUCAAAUCGAUCAACAAUCCAGAUAUGCGAGUGCAGAUACUGAAGGACUUUGUUAAGGAACACUUUCCGUCGACCCAGCUGCUAGACUACGCACUAGAAGUGGAGAAGAUCACUACUUCCAAGAAACCUAACUUAAUCCUCAACGUAGAUGGUUUUAUUGGCGUUUCCUUUGUGGACCUGCUUAGAACGUGUGGAGGCUUCACACGGGAUGAAGCGGAUGAGUUUGUGGAAAUCGGCGCACUCAAUGGGAUCUUUGUUCUUGGCCGUAGUAUGGGCUUUAUUGGGCAUUACCUGGAUCAGAAGAGGCUGAAGCAGGGUCUCUACCGCCACCCUUGGGAUGACAUCUCCUACGUGCUCCCUGAGCACAUGUCUAUGUAAACAUCUCAUCAUGGCACUCACUUAUGGUGGUGCCAGUUCGGAAGCAUCGUCUCGGUUAACAUGACAGUAGGGUCCGGUAACGACAGCUGCUGCUGGGGGAUCUUCUACCAAUUGAGGGAUCUGGGUAGACAUUUUAAUUUUACGUUUUGAAAAGGAAAAGGGUGAAGGAUAUUUUUAGAUUUAGUUUUUGAUGAGAUAUUUAACAAAUUUAGACAUUAACCAUCUUUCACUGUAAUUAGUUUGUCUGCGUCAGUCUUUUUUUGUGCUGAAUUGAGCUUUUUGGCCUUAUUGAGCACCAUACCUUAGUUAGAAAUAAAAAUGUUUAUCCUCUCCAGAUUUGUCACCAGUAUCCAAACCAAAGGUAAUUAUGGUUAAAUGUUUUUGUUGAAACGGUGUACCAUCUGUCAUAAACGUUUAACUUGAUUAUAAAUUAAGGGAAAAAUAAACAACUAAGGAGUUGGUGUCAGCUUUGCUAUUCCUGGAACAACCACGUUUACAGCCCGAUUUCUCCAUGAAUGGUUGAAUGUCCUCAGUUAAUGUGAAUUAGGUGGUUUUACUUGUUGCAGUUCUGAAUUACUUUGUCUUAAAUUCCCGAAUGACUCUACAUCUUGCCGUUUUGUAACAGAGUUAUUCAUGAUCGAGCCCCUUGAGUCCUGGGGGAACCAGUUAGCCGAGGGACUAUGACAGCAGUUUGCCUUACUUGUGGAAGUUAUCCUACAUAAUAGAAGUCUGUUCUGUAACGGUUACCUGUGGCCCCCGCUGUGUUCGGUCUUUAUUUUGCUUAUUAUAUUAAACUGUGAAAAGUGCUUUGUUUUUGUAAUAUGCUGACACCUAGUGGUACAAUAAUAAAUUAUUUUAAAUUCUUA